This is a messenger RNA of Schistosoma margrebowiei, 1753 nucleotides long. The record is from the annotation of a GenBank genome assembly. NCBI's taxonomy places the organism in Eukaryota, Metazoa, Platyhelminthes, Trematoda, Strigeidida, Schistosomatidae.
GAUCAUAAAUGUAAUGAAGAUAAAAUUUGCCAAUAAGCAUAUAUUGUUAAUAGUCAAAUAUGUAUUUGAUUUGAAUUAUUCUGUGUAGGUUUAUCUAUAAGACAUUGAUAAGUCGUGAUACUAGCGGGAUAACGGGUCCAUUUAAAAAAUGGUCGCAAGUUUUGGAGAUUUAGGAAAGUCGGCCCGUGAUAUUUUUGACAAGAACUUCAGCUUCGGGUAUCUUAACUUUGAGUUCAAAACCAAAACUGAAAAUGAUAUCUCCGUGACAUGUGGUGGCAAACACGACACAAAUGCUGGAAGAGUUUCUGGUUUCUUAGAGUCGAAGUUAAAAGCUGCCCCAGGAGUUCAUUUAAAGACAAGAGUCGAUUCUAAAUGGCUAAUGACAAGUGAAUUAGAAGUCGACAAGAAAUUCCAUGAAGACUUAUCGCAUAAUGUGAUAACUACAAUGGAGCCUGAUUCAGGAGCUAAGUCAUUGUUGCUAAAAAAUAAGUUCAAGAAUGAAUAUUUCAAUGCUAAUGUGGAUAUGAACUUCAAAUCAAAAUAUCCUCUGAUCACUGGAUCACUCGUAUUGCCCAUACCCCAUUAUCCUGCAUUUCGUAUUGGUGCACAAGCCGUGGUUGACAGCGAGAAGUCAGAAAUUAGCAAACACGUUUAUGCAAUCAACUUUAAGCAGUCCGAUGUGCAAGUGCAUGCUACACUCACUGGGCAUUCGGAUGUUGACUUGAGCGUCUUUCAAAAAUUCAAAGACAUGAAACUAGGUUUCCGUGUUGGUUGGCGACCAGACACUCGUGAGACGUCAUUUGGUGCAGCUCUGCGUUAUAAAACCUCUCCUACUGGGAAAGUAAAAGUCAAAAUAGACCAAAAUUGCGUAGUUGGACUGGCUUACAAGCUUAAAUUAAACUCAGAUGCGUGUUUGGCAUUGUGCACUCAAUUUGAUGGGAAGAAUUUGGAGAAUGGAGGUCAAAAAUACGGCAUCAUGUUCAAGUUUGGAUCGUAACAUAGAUAUGGUUGUCUAUCUCUAGGUUUAAUUAUGCUUAGACCGGUGCUUGCACCCCUGUUAGAUUUUAACACUGGUUUAAUUAUACUUGUAAAGUGAUCGACUUGUCUCUGUUCCGAAGUAUAUGAUUAAAUUCAUUCUGUCCUACCAAACGAAACAAAAUGUAGCGACCUUCGUGUUUUGUGUUAUUCGAAUCCUCUGUUGCGCUACGCUGUCUUCCUCAUCUAACUUAAUACGUCAAUUACUAACGUCCUUAGAUGUAUGGUUUCCCUAAAGUCUCACGAAUUGUCCUUCGCGUUAAGCUACACAUAAUUUGAAGUAAAUUAAAAUGCAUUGUGUCCUGGUAGUAUCUCCGAAUUUCAGCUUCCUCGAUGUAGAAAAUCUUUAUUCUAAGAUUACCAAAUAUUUGUGUUACCUUAUUACAUGCAGUUAACUCAUUUCAGAUGCAUAAGCGUAGAAGGCGAUGACGUCAGCUUUUGUUAAGUUUUAUCUAGAUUAAAGUAAUUUGGGACUAAACGCAAUAAUAUACCCUUAUAAAACUUGAAGACGUGGCUAGGCUCCUGUAGGAAUGUAAUAUUUCACUUCUUAAUAACCAGUGUUAUGUUCAUUGUUUAACCUUGAUCCAACAUGUAAGAAUACAUUGAGUGAUACAAUAUCCCAGUACUUGUAAAUUUGAAUGGGCAUAGGUCGGAUUUUAAGAAGCAUAACUAGUGCUUUAAAAGAACGUCUAGAGCUAAGAUGCAUCUUACAGUUAUC